Messenger RNA from Acanthosepion pharaonis, 597 nucleotides. The record is from the annotation of a GenBank genome assembly. NCBI's taxonomy places the organism in Eukaryota, Metazoa, Mollusca, Cephalopoda, Sepiida, Sepiidae.
AUGGAAAUGGAGGAGAAAGAUCAGAGAGAUGUUGAUCAGAUCGAAGCCAGGCUGAAGGAGGCGUUUACGGACGACACGUUUUCAGCGUACAGAAAACUGACCAUGGUCAGGUGGACCGGCGAAUGUGUGGACGUCUACGCGAACAACAUCAGGCAGCUUGUUGGAUUGGCUGGGUUCGAGGGAGCUGAGAUGGAAAGGCUCACCAAACUAGCCUUCGUUGAAGCUCUGACUGUGGGGGAGUUAUUAGCAAGAACUAGAGUGCCGAUAACAAUCGGUGAUGAAAGCCAGGACGUAGUUACGGCUGUGCGCCCACCCCGUAGUAACGACGCGUCUCCCAUCAAGGGUGGUCCAAUCACAAGUGUGACUUGUUUCAGGUGCAACAGCAAAGGCCACAUAGCAAAAGACUGCUGCAAGCGCAGAACACACUGCAGAACACACUGCUAUCGAUGCGUGGAGGUUGGACACUGGGCUCGAGACUGUUCGGGGAACAGAGGACAAGGCAUCAGCGCCCACCAUUUUCCCAAAUCAAUAUGUAAAUACAGCGUUCCAUGUGACAAACAUACUUGUCGAUGGUACUUGGUGUUCGGCGCUGAUUGA